UCUUUAUACAAUGUAAUUUUAUUGACUGUUAUUUGGACAUAAAAUUAAUGAUGACUGAAGAUCAAAAACAAAUUAUACGUGAAACGUGUAAAUCCCACUCUACAAAGGUCUCCGACCGAGUAGAAUUCCCCCGUGCAUACCCAACAAAGCUCAGUAAGCGUGAAUUGGAGGACCUAUACUAUGCUAUACUGGAUAAUAACUUGGAUCUCAAACAAACGAUUAAUACUCAAAAUGAGAGGAUCAAACAGUUGUCUACGAAGGUGCAAAGGUUGGCAGGACUGCAGAAGACAGGGCUCGGGAGAAGUGAUAAAGACUGCUGCAUAAGUGCCAGAGCAUUAAUAAAGGAACAGAAAGAAAUCAUAUUGGACCAGAAAAGGGCAAUUGACAGACUAUCAGAGAAAAACCGCAUACUAAACAUGAGACUGUGCUCUGCUAAACAGUUUUUGGGCAAAAACUCCACAAAAUGUAACAAAUGUUGCCUUGCCGCUGCCAUGUCACUCAAAAAUUCAUCAACUAGUGCUCUGAAUGUAAGCACUAAAAGGAGUGCAAUAAACAUACAAACAUCGGUUUCUUCUAGUGAUUUGAUUCACAAAGAGCCAGUUUCGACAAAGACUAAAGAAGUGCAGACCGACAAUGACAAGAUGACAGGAGAAGUGUGCAAUGAAAAUAAAUGCAAAACUCUCAUGGAAGAGUUGAAACAGAAGAUUGCUUCACUGGAAGAGGCAAGUAUUCUCAAUUAACGAUUAUAUUAUAGUAGAGUUUUGUUGCCAAGAAGGGGAGGAAAUAAGGGGGGAAGUUGCAUUGCUACUUGUGGAAAUGUCUAGAUUUCUAAUAAAAAUAAGUCGCGCUGGUGAAAAAUCUUACUUCUUACUAAUA
This is a messenger RNA of Papilio polytes (common Mormon), 876 nucleotides long. RefSeq lists its product as uncharacterized. NCBI's taxonomy places the organism in Eukaryota, Metazoa, Arthropoda, Insecta, Lepidoptera, Papilionidae. The record is from RefSeq and is a predicted model, not a curated record. Bases 48 to 740 code for a protein of 230 amino acids. The transcript is spliced from 6 exons. Gene Ontology annotation, biological process: non-motile cilium assembly. Gene Ontology annotation, cellular component: ciliary transition zone.